GAAGAGUGUGUGACAACAGCGGCAACCGACAGACAUGUCUUCGCCGACAUCGCCUUGGUUUGCGGAUCUCUUCACAGAUGACAGGGUGAGGACCCUAUCGCACCAGGUCUCCACACUUGGGGACAGGGUGUGGGAACUGGAGCACAAAAUUACCCAGCUGAUGGGCGAGAAGGCCAAGCUGGAGAAGCAACUGGAGGAGGCAAAGGCGAUCUCAAGCCACAAGGAAGAGGUGGGGAGAAGCUUGAAGGCUGAAAAUGAUAAGCUUCAGUCGGAGGUUUUGGUUGCGGAGGAAAAGUGUAGCAAGUCUGCAGCGGAGGUUGAGAGGCUGACGAAGGAAUUAGGCGCGCUGGCGGAGGCAAAGGAGGCAGCUGCCAAGGAAUUCAACGACGAGAGAGAGAAAAUCACGCUAGAAUCGGAGGAUCUCAAGAUGAGGCUGGAGGAAAUGCUGGCCAUCAAGGAUUUGACAGAGAGCGAGAAUGACAAGCUUCGGUCCGAGGCUUUGAUCGCAGCUGAAAAGCAAAACAUGUCUGAAGCAGAGAUUGAGAGGCUCAAGAAGGAACUGAGUGGGUUGUUGGAGGCGAAGGAGGCGGCUGCCAAGGCUUUCGACGUACAAAAAGCAGAAAUCACCAAUGAAUUAGAGGAACUACAGAGGAAGCUGAAGGAAAUCGAAGCUAAUAAGGAUUUAGUGGAGGGAGAAAACAGUAAGCUUCAGUCUGAGAUUCUCACAGCACAGGAGAAAUAUAGACAGUCUGAAGCAGAGGUUAAGUGCAUUAAACAAGUAGUGUGUUCAGUGGUGGAGGCGAAGGAGGCAGCUGCAAGGGCAUCUGAAGCUGAGAAGGCAGAAAUCAUGGAGGAAAUGGACAACCUUAAGAGGACAAUCGAGGAGAUCAAGGCCAACAGGGAUUUGGUAGAGAGUCAGAACCAGGAGCUUCGGUCAAAGAUUUCGAGUGCAGAGCAAGAGCGUAGCCUAUUUGAAGGAGAGAUUAAGAGCGUCAGGAUGGAAUUGGGGGCAGUAGAGGAGGCCAAGCAGAUCCUUACGAGGGAGUUCGAUGCUGAGAAGGCAGAGAUCCUGAAGGAACUGGAUGACCUUGAGAAGAAGCUAGAGGAAUUGCAGACCAACAAGGGUUUGCUGGAGGCUGAAAACGACAAGCUUCAGCUGGAGGUUUUGACCGCACAGCACAAACAAAGCAUGUCCGAAGCAGAGGCUGAGAGCCUUAAGAUGGAACUGGGAGCAUUGGUGGAGGCAAAGGAGGCGGCUACAAAAGCAUUUGGUGCCGAGAAAGCAAAGACCACGAAGGAACUGGAGGAUCUUAAGAGGAAGGUGGAGGAAAUCCAAACCAAGAAGGAUCUGGUGGAGGGCGAAAAGGAUAAGCUCCGUUUGGAGAUUUUAAUAGCGGAGCAGAGGCAUGCCAUGGCUGAAUUAGAGGUUAAGCGCCUCAAGAUGGACUUGGCUGCAUCGGCAGAGGCGAGGGAGACAGUUGUGAGGUCAUGUGACGCUGAGAAGGCCAAGUUCAUGGCAGAAAUAGAGAACCUCAGGAGGAAGAUAGAGGAAAUCCACGCCAGCAAGGAAGCGGCCGAGAAAGCAGCGCGCAACAAAGAUGCAGAGGCUGACAGGCUGAAGGAUGAGCUGGCGAGGAUCCGGCUCUCUGUGUCACAGCUGCAAGCGUCCUGCGACGAACUUGAUGCCAAGCAGUCGCGCCUGAACGACGAGAAGAACUCUGUCCAGAAAGCACUAGUGUCCGAGAAGGUCGAAGGUAACAAGCUCAAGUUAAAAAUCGAGGAACUCGAGAAUCACAUUGCUGGCAAGGACGGUGAGAAAGGGAAACUGAAGGCGGCGUUGGAGGAAAAGAUGACUGAGAUCAAUGCUCUCAGCAAAGACAACGCGAUGCUACAUCGCACAAUUCUCGAGGCGCAAGAGAAGAAUAAAGGUAGCAUUUUAUCGUUCUUGUCACCGUGCGGCUCCAAGUAACUUGGUUGUAAUGUGUUGCAUUACUAAUGCAAUGGUGAAGGUACCAUGCAAUGAAAUAAAAAUUUCAGUUUGCUCUGUG
Zea mays is the source of this 2048-nucleotide messenger RNA. RefSeq lists its product as uncharacterized. The transcript has 2 exons. The coding region runs from base 35 to 1969 and encodes 644 amino acids. Lineage: Eukaryota; Viridiplantae; Streptophyta; Magnoliopsida; Poales; Poaceae. The record is from RefSeq and is marked validated.